AUGGUCUUUAUAUUUAAAAAUCAAUGUGACCGAUUUUUUUCUUCUCUUUCAACUCAUUAUCAGUACAAAGAUACUGCUCUCAAAAAUACACGAUGGCAAGCAAAAGCUAAUGAGCUAGGAGUAGAGGAUUGGAAGACUCUCAGGACAUGGGUUGAGUCAAUGAGAUCUCAGCUCGGAAGACUGACACGAGAAGGCAAUAAAUCUGGUUCAGGCAGAAAAGAUGAUACUCAAAGAGACAAAUGGAUCAAAGAAAAAUUUGGCUUCUUGGGUCCACAUAUUGCCAGAAUAGAAACCAGAGGAGGAAUAAACCCGAAAGAGAAACUCAAGGCAAAAUACGGAACAUAUGCUUGCGUCGACUCUCCCAGUGAACAUGAGGACGAAGAGGAAAGUCAAGAAGACGAUGAAAGAAGAUCGCAAUGUAAUCUUGAGGAGACGUCCAGCACAAUAGAUAUUCCCUCUCCUAUAGUUACAACAAAAACGAAAAAGAAAUACCAGAAAAUGAAAUCUCCAGUUGAAAAAGACAUCCAGGAAGCAAUAAAACAGUCUUCUGAAUUACAGAAACAAGUGCAGGCUAAGCUGGCUAGUCAUGCGGACAUGACACCCGAAAGGCAGAACUGGGGACAUUGGAUGGUCAGCAUUCUUCCAGGUAUUGACGACAGAUUGUGGGGGAGGUUUAAAAGAGAGAGUAUGGAUCUAUUGGACAGAUUUCAAAAUAAAAGUAAAGAGCUACGCAGCCGUGAUAAACAACGUCUUCAGCAACUGCAGGGAUUCACUGGUCAACAAUCUGCAUUGGAUGUUCCCAUGGGCAGCUUCUGUAAUCAAUCAAGUAAUGUUGGGUACCUGCCUGCAUGGCAGCAGCAAUAUCAGCUACCUGGACAGGACGUCGCCUUUCUGCAAAACCGGUCUCAAACUCAAGCAGACAUUGAACCUAUAAGAGCACAUUCUGCUCCACCUGUUACAUGCGCACAAGAUAUUACAACAUCAAGUAUUGUCAGUGUAAUAAUGCAAUCGGAUUCAAUGAACGUUGAUUCACCCUCAUCGUCACUUUUCUCAUUAUAAACUUAUUCAUACCAGGAACCGUAGAGGUGUUUAAAAGUUUUAUAUGAAUGACAUUAAAAGACG
Messenger RNA from Mytilus trossulus (common blue mussel), 1122 nucleotides. RefSeq lists its product as uncharacterized. The transcript is spliced from 5 exons. The coding region runs from base 1 to 1059 and encodes 352 amino acids. The record is from RefSeq and is a predicted model, not a curated record. NCBI's taxonomy places the organism in Eukaryota, Metazoa, Mollusca, Bivalvia, Mytilida, Mytilidae.